This is a messenger RNA of Eublepharis macularius, 735 nucleotides long. RefSeq names its product REC114 meiotic recombination protein (gene REC114). The coding region runs from base 1 to 735 and encodes 244 amino acids. NCBI's taxonomy places the organism in Eukaryota, Metazoa, Chordata, Lepidosauria, Squamata, Eublepharidae. The transcript is spliced from 6 exons. The record is from RefSeq and is a predicted model, not a curated record.
AUGGCGACAUGCAAUGAUGACGUUCCAGUAACAGAAUGGUCACGGGACUCUUCCUCCUGUCUCAGUGCUACAGAGUGGCCACUGAGACGUUAUGGCCGAUUCAUGUCUGGAGCACUGAACACUGCCUCAGGCUCCUGGAAGGUUUUGGAGUCAAAUGAAGAAUCUGGUUUUCUUGUUCUCACUGUAGUUAUUUCAGGCCACUUCUUCAUUUCAAAAGGAAAAGAAGUACUGGAAGGUUUUUCAUUAAUUGAUGCUUCUCAGUGGUUGAAGAUAGUAAGAAAAUCAGAUUGUAUACUGUUUGGUUCAAAGAUAAAGAACAAACACCGUAUGUUUCGUGUACAAUUUGCGGGAGAUUCCAAAACACAGUCAGAGGAACGCUGCUCUGAAUGUGUGCAAAAACUUGCUGAGUAUAUGCCCAUUCAAAUAAUGGAUGCAGCAAGACAGGAACUACAACAAAGUCACAAGCAGCAGCUUGAAGAUGAAAGUCAAGUGAGAGAUGCUGAACAAAAUCUGCCAGUGCAACACACUGUUUCUCCAGCUCAAGGAAGAGUAACUGCAGCAGAACUAGCACAGGAUUUACUGGCAUCAAAUUUUGCACUUCCUCUUGCCUAUCAACAAUCUGUGUGGAGUGCUGAAGAUUUAGGCAAUUUUAUUCGUGUGUGUCUCUUGGAUCAGAGUUUCCCAGCAUUUGUAGAAGAAGUAGAAAAACAGCUGAAAAAAAUUACAGAGGGUUAA